Molecule: messenger RNA, 1047 nt
Organism: Sander lucioperca (pikeperch)
Lineage: Eukaryota; Metazoa; Chordata; Actinopteri; Perciformes; Percidae
Exons: 9
Coding region: 79-696 (205 amino acids)
Source: RefSeq, a predicted model, not a curated record
AAAUUCGCGCCUUGCUUUCUCCUCGUUCAGCACCUGUGACGCAGGAUUUUGUUUACCAUCUAAAGGUGUAAUCUUGCAAUGAGUCAUAGUGAGGAGACAGGGGACGGGGUCCAUUCUUCUGAAACCCCUCUGCACGGGGAACAAGACAGCCAGACCGAAGCUCAGAGCUUAGAGCAGCAGAGACCAGACUGUCCAGGACUCAGUAUGCCUGUGGAGAAAGACAGUUCAGAUAACGGCAGCAGUGAAUCUAGUGUGCCCAAGAGUCAUAUGCCACAAGGUGACAUCAAUAAUCGCACAAAACGACGCUCCUCACGCAAGAGGAGAAGUACAGAAAGCAAAGAUCCCUCAACAUCCAGGACACCUGGCAAGCCUUUAAAUUCAAGAAAUCGCAACCUUGAUUUUAAAGAGAGAGUGUCGCCUAUCAGGACGAGUACACAAUGUGGAGAGUCCUCUGACUCUGGUGCGUCCUUCAAGAGUGAUAUGUCAAAAGACGACAUCAUUAAUUUCAAAGAAAGACGAUCCUCUCUCAGAGCCCGUCUGAAAUGCACAGCUUCCACUGGAUCCAGCAGUAAUCAUUCACAAGGUCGCAUCAAUGCAAAAGAAAGACAUUCCACUCUUCAAAAAAGCCCAAUGACCAGUGGGGGAAAAAGGUCAAGUUGGACACUGCGGAAAAGGCCCAGGAAGUUUGUUGUCUGAGGUUGGAUGGAAACAUCGUUGAGGCACCUGCCAGUAUUCCUUUCUUCUGAUCAGGCAUCAUCGUGGCUGCUUCCACUCAUCAUAAUCCUGUUUAGCAUUCUUGAGGAAAGUUCUCUUUAAACUACAACAAUUCAAUCAAUUUAAACACCAAUAAUGAUUUCUAUAUCUAUGUAAUGAGUUUGUUGUAACUUGCUAUUCAUCAAGUUUGGCAGACAAUUUGUAUUAAUAGUUGAAUAAGUGAAGAUAAUUAGUAUUUGUAAUAGAAUCUAAUGCUUCGGGGGUCUAUGUCAAUGUAACGUGCAUUAAUAAGGAAAGUAUCUGAAGCCUAAAAUAAAAGGAGCUGGUGGGACU